Penicillium salamii is the source of this 2274-nucleotide messenger RNA. The record is from the annotation of a GenBank genome assembly. Lineage: Eukaryota; Fungi; Ascomycota; Eurotiomycetes; Eurotiales; Aspergillaceae.
AUGCCAAGACCUGCAGAUAUACGUUGCCCAGCCAUCAUUGUGGCGCCCCUCCUCCGUCUCCGCCUCACAUCUGUGCUUGGCCAUCUACGUACACCAGCACGAUUCUUGACCACCUCCAGCAUGGCUCCCUCCCACCUCCGCAAGCCACCUCAGGCCCCGCCAGUCUUCACUGCGACCCCGCAGUCCUUGGUCGCUGACGCUGAGCGCUUGAUCGCCAGCUCCCGUGCCAUCCAAGAUAAGGUCGUGGCCGAGAUCAAGCCCGAAGCCGCAACCUUUGACAACAUCAUCCGUCCCCUCGCUCAAAAUGACAACGUUAUGGGAUUGGAAGCCCACAUUCUGGGCUUCUAUCAGGCUGUAUCCACUGAUUCCAAGCUUCGGGAUGCUUCUUCCAAGGCCGAAGAGGUGAUGGAUGAGUUCUUCAUCGAGGCCGUCAUGCGCGAGGAUGUCUUCAACCUGGUUGACGCCGUUCUCCGCCGCAACGAGACUCUCGACCCGGAAUCUCGUCGUCUACUGGAGAAGGAACACAAGGACUUUGUCCGUAAUGGUCUUGGUCUACCCGCAGGAGCUCAGAGACUCCGCUUCAAGGAGAUCAAGAAGCGUCUGAGCCAGCUGAGCAUUGAGUUCCAGAAGAACCUGAACGAGGAGAACGGUGGUAUUUGGUUUACACCUGAACAACUGGACGGUGUACCAAAGGACGUCCUUGAAGGGUUGAAGAAGGGCGAGGGUGAGAACGCCGGCAAGCUUUGGUUGUCGUUCAAGUACCCCGACCUCUUCCCAACCAUGAAGUACGCCAAUGACCCUGAAACCCGCAAGCAGGUGAUGAUUGCCAAUGAGAACAAGUGUAACCAGAACGUGCCGCUCUUCCGUGAAGCAAUUGUGCUCCGUGACGAGGCGGCCCGUUUGCUCAAGUACCCUAACCACGCUGCCUUCCGCAUCGAGGAUAAGAUGGCCAAGACACCUGAGACUGUUGACAAGUUCUUGGGUGAUCUGCGAACCAGACUGACUGAUGGUGGCAAGAAGGAGAUCCAAAAGUUGCUGCAGUUGAAGAAUGCCACUGAUCCCAAGGCUGACGGUCGCUACUAUCUGUGGGACCACCGAUACUACGACCGUCUCAUGCUUGAGAAGGAUUAUUCUCUUGACCAGCAGCACAUUGCCGAAUGGUUCCCCCUACAAACCACCAUCGAGGGCAUGCUGAAGAUUUUCGAGGAGCUCUUCGGUCUUGAGUUUGUCGAGGUCACUGGCGAGGACCGUGCAUCCAUUGCCCCCACUGGCAAGGGCAAUGAUAUCGUCUGGCACGAGGAUGUGCAGGUCUUCAGCGUCUGGAACGAUGAAGGCGAAGGUAGUGGAUUCGUUGGAUACCUGUAUCUCGACCUCUUCCCCCGCGAGGGUAAGUACGGCCACGCUGCCAACUUCAACCUCCAGCCCGGCUUCAUCGACAAGGACGGCAACCGCCGAUUCCCCGCCACUGCACUGGUCUGCAACUUCACCAAGCCGCAGCCCAAGAAGCCCAGUCUCCUCAAGCACGACGAGGUUGUUACACUCUUCCACGAGCUUGGUCACGGUAUCCACGACCUCGUCUCGCGCACAAUUUACUCCCGCUUCCACGGCACCAGCACAGUCCGCGACUUUGUCGAAGCGCCCAGUCAAAUGCUUGAGAACUGGUGCUGGACCCCCUCCCAGCUGCGCUCUCUGAGCAGACACUACUCCACCCUCUCACCGGAAUACCUGGCCAGCUGGCAAGAGGCGCAGACAAGCAACGGCAAGACGACAUCCGAGAAGCCCUCUGAGCGAAUCCCCAACGAGAUCAUCGACAACUUGAUCCGUACUAAGCACAUCAAUGACGCACUCUUCAACCUUCGCCAACUCCACUUCGGUAUCUUCGAUAUGACCAUCCACGAACCCAAGAGCCACGCCGAUAUUGAAGCCCUUCCCCUAUCAGCAACCUACAACCGCCUCCGCCAAGAAAUCACCCAGAUGGAUGGACCGGAAGCACUUGGCGCCGGUAGCGACUGGGGCCACGGUGAAGCGACAUUUGGCCACUUGAUCGGUGGUUACGACGCUGGAUACUAUGGAUACCUGAGCUCACAAGUCUACUCGACCGACAUGUUCUACACUGUCUUCAAGGACGACCCUAUGAACAAGGCUGCUGGUCGCCGGUACAGGUACCAGGUUCUUGAGAAGGGUGGCAGUCAGGACGAGAUGAAGACACUGACUGAGUUCUUGGGUCGGGAACCGCAGACUGAUGCAUUCUAUAAAGACAUGGGUCUUGCUUAA